AUGGCUGGUGGGAUUUUGAGUGUCACGUCGCGCAUUCUCAUUGUCGACAUGCUUGCCAAGCGCAUCCCCACGUCGCUCAUUACCGGGAUGGUGGUGCUACACGCUGAGCGCGUCUCGCCCACCUCGAUUGAGGCCUUUAUUCUCCGCAUUUACCGGCAGGAAAACCAGGAUGGCUUCCUCAAAGCAUUCUCUAGCCAUGCCGAGCAUCUCGCAUCUGGAAAUACGACACUGCAGACGGUUAUGGGGCAGCUUCGCCUGCGCACUGUCGACAUCUGGCCGCGGUUCCACCAGUCGAUCGACCGCGACCUUGGCCAGCACCGCGCAGAUGUGAUUGAGCUGCACCAGCCGCCGACGCCCUCGAUGCGUGCAAUUCAGUCGGCGAUUGUCGAGUGCCUUGAGGCGACGCUCGCCGAAGUGCGGCGCAGCAAGCUGGCCGAAGAAGUGGACGAGUUUAGCGUGGAGAGUGUGAUGCACCGGGCGUUUGAUGUCACGGUCCGCCGCCAGCUCGACCCCGUGUGGCACCGCCUUGCGCCCUCGACCAAGCAGCUGGUUGCAGACCUUGGAACGCUUCGUACGGUAUUGCACUACCUGAUUUCGUACGAUGCCGUGUCGUUCCACACCUAUCUCGAGACGAUCCUUGCCACGAAUGCCGGCGAGCCCGGGCGGCAGCGGCAGUCGGCGUGGCUUCUGAGCGAUGCCUCGAAUAUUGUGUUCCGCGAAGCGCAGCGCCGUGUGUGGCACGAGACGAGCGAAGGAACGACGGAGCUCACGCUUGAAGAGCCGCCCAAGUGGAAGCUGCUCCUCGAUGUAUUGGACGAGGUUGAGCAAGAGGUGCACUUGCGCCCCUCGCCCAUCUUGAUUAUGACAGAUGCGGAGCGUACGUCUGCGCAGCUGCGUUCCUUCCUUUCGAGUGCCGACGAGGACGAAGAGCACCCUGGGCGUCCGGUGAUGGCCGCGACCUUUGCUGAGUACUUGCAGUGGAAGCAGAGUGUGCAAGCCUUUCAGCGGACAAAAGAGACGCCCGGUGCGGACGAGGCGCUGAGCGAGGCGCUGCAGCGCAAAUCUGCGCGCUCCUCUGCGCUAAAGCGGCGGCGAAUCCGCGGCGGGAUGGCGAUGCCGGUGCACACCCACGGCGAUGCAGCGCCGCAAAACCUGCCCGAGCUCCCUCCUGAUGCCCCCCGUGCGCAGCCGUGGGAGCUCAAGAGUGAUGAGCCAGAAGAGACGCUCGAGGACUACUUCGGCCUGGUGGAUCUCGGCAACAUUGUGGUGAUCCACACCUAUCGAGGCGAGGAAGACGACAGUCUACUGCAGGAGCUGCGUCCGCGAUACGUGAUCAUGUACGAUCCUAGCCCCUCGUUUGUGCGCCAGGUCGAGGUGUACCGCACGAUCCAUCGUGCGGAGGUGCAAGUCUACUUUAUGCUCUAUACUGACUCGGUCGAGGAGCAAAUGUACCUCGCGCAGCUCCGGCGCGAAAAAGACGCCUUUGAGCGUCUUAUCCGGCAGAAAGCGACGAUGGCCAUACCCCUCACGGUCGAUGGCAAGCCGGAGGAAGACGCAGACCAGCGCAUGCUGCGCAACCUGAGUUCACGUGUCGCGGGCGGCUCGCAGACGCUGCAGCCCCCGUCGGUGGUGGUGGACAUGCGCGAGUUUCGCUCGAGUCUGCCCUCGCUGCUGCACGCGGCCGGGAUGCGCGUGAUUCCCUGCACGCUGCAAGUCGGCGACUAUGUGAUUGCCUCGGACAUGUGCGUCGAGCGCAAGAGCCUCACCGACUUGGUCCAGAGUCUCAACUCGGGCCGCCUGUAUACCCAAUGCGAGGCGAUGUCGAUCCACUACCAGCACCCCAUCCUGCUCAUCGAGUUUGACCAGGACCGUGCCUUUACGCUCGAGGCGCUCGGCGAGGCGAAGCAUGCCAAGACGAUCACCGCACGCACCUCGGCCACGGAGCUCGACGUGCAGUCUAAGCUCGUGCUCCUUACGCUGUCCUUCCCCCGCCUGCGCCUCAUUUGGUCCUCGUCGCCGUACGCAACCGCGGAAAUCUUUUCGGACCUCAAGCAGAACCACGACGAGCCCGACGCGGGGGCGGCCGCGGCCAUCGGCAUGGACGACGAUGUGGUUGGCGAGCACACGUUCCAUUUGACACCGGUCGAUAUGCUACGUGCCAUGCCCGGCGUCACGGCCAAGAACUAUGUUUACCUCACGAAUCAUGUCGAGAGCAUCCAGGCGCUGUGCGCGAUGCCCCUCGCUGCCAUCCAGGAGCUUAUCGGAAGCGAGCCGGGAAAGAAGCUCCACGCCUUUCUCCACGCCGCUGCCACGUAG
This is a messenger RNA of Malassezia japonica, 2316 nucleotides long. It is a transcript of the gene rad16, whose product is annotated as DNA repair protein RAD16. The transcript is spliced from 3 exons. Gene Ontology annotation, molecular function: single-stranded DNA endonuclease activity; single-stranded DNA binding; damaged DNA binding. Gene Ontology annotation, biological process: nucleotide-excision repair involved in interstrand cross-link repair; double-strand break repair via homologous recombination; resolution of meiotic recombination intermediates. Gene Ontology annotation, cellular component: nucleotide-excision repair factor 1 complex. The coding region runs from base 1 to 2316 and encodes 771 amino acids. NCBI's taxonomy places the organism in Eukaryota, Fungi, Basidiomycota, Malasseziomycetes, Malasseziales, Malasseziaceae. The record is from RefSeq and is a predicted model, not a curated record.